Messenger RNA from Cadophora gregata, 2211 nucleotides. RefSeq lists its product as uncharacterized. Bases 450 to 2054 code for a protein of 534 amino acids. The transcript has a single exon. The record is from RefSeq and is a predicted model, not a curated record. NCBI's taxonomy places the organism in Eukaryota, Fungi, Ascomycota, Leotiomycetes, Helotiales, Ploettnerulaceae.
AGAGGAGAGGAGAGGAGAGGAGAGGAGAGGAGAGGAGAGGAGAGGAGAGGAGAGGAGAGGAGAGGAGAGGAGUGGAGGCCCAGAAGCACGAUCAACAUAAAUACCUGGCAUAAAUACCACCUACCUACCUUACCUACCUCCGUAGCCUGUACCUAGACCCAGGUAGGCACAGUGCAGUGCGUCGCCCGCAUCUGCCACACUAUUACUUACAGCCAUCCCUCUUCACCAUCCGCGUCAGCGUCAUACUCGUCCUUACCUCCCUAUUCUUUCCUUUUCUUGCGACUGCGACAUUCCUGGCUCCUGACGUAGCGGUUGCUAUGCUAUGCUUUGAGUCUGACCAGCUUGGCAUUCAAUCUUAAACGACGACGUACUGUAUUCGCCCCCGUCAACAGAGCCCAGCCAGCGAGCGAACCUUGCCCAGACCGAAACCAAGCGUCUUUCUCAACAAGAUGACUUCUCCCACGAACCCUGCGCCAGGGCAAUCUCAUGCUUCAGAGCCUUUUCCUGACUUGAGCAAUCCGCCUUCUCCAACAACAGCAACAGCAGUAGCAGCAGCAGUGGUUACGCCUCAUCGACCAAGUGCAGGAAUCGAGCAGACUCGUAUUCGCCAGGAAUCCUCCACAUCGACACUUCAAGGUCGUUUACGAAGCGCUUCAAAGACGUUCCAAGAAUCGAGUCCCCCUACUGGGUUUAUGAUCGCCAGCGGACAAAUUGCAUCAUCAAUUCCAACACUGUCUGAGAUCAGGAGAGGCAGCUACGGCAGUGAAGGCUGGUCAGGAGAGGGGCAGAUUGUUGAAAAGCAGAGACGUGAAAGCCUCACCAGACGAGGGAGUUCGCAGACCGGACAGAGUUUGCCACGAAGGAGGAGCUCGAACAACAUCGAAAGUGCUCGAGAAGCAUCGGGUCAAGACGUGAUCCCGCAGACUGUACCAGAGGCUUCAGAAGAGUCCGAGCAGCAAACCAGCGGCCCAAUCCAGAGCACUUCGAUGUCAAAUGGGACAGCGAAACGGGUGGAGGACAAACCCUUGGAACAGCGGGGGAGCAACGAUACCAGUAUCACGAAGCCCGUCCCUUCGAAAGAGGGCGUUCAAUAUAGAACAACGCCAUUCGAAAAUGGCUACGAAUUUCCUCCAAAGCACAAGUGGACCGAGUCUACCGUGAUCUUCCUCAAGGCAGCAUGGGGGUUUUUUAUUACGCCAAUUGGAUUUCUCGUCGUCAUAUACGGUCUCAACAUUGUAGCAUGGGGUGGAAUGCUGUUCUUGCUUCUAUGCAAUGCCGCCCCAGCUAUGUGCAAACCGACCUGCAAUGAUAUUAACUCUCCUCGUCGUAUCUGGAUUGAAAUCGACUCCCAGAUUCUGAAUGCUCUUUUCUGUGUUACUGGUUUUGGAACCAUCCCGUGGAGAUUCCGUGAUCUCUACUACUUGAUGCAAUAUCGCAUUCAGAAGAAGGAACUCGGUCUCCGCAGAUUGGCUGGUAUCAACCGCGGAUGGUUCAGACUUGGUGGUUCACAGGAACUCCCAAUUACUCUUGGCCCAGCAGAAAUUGACAACGAGCUUCCCAAUACACCAGAGAGCUGCAUUCCGUUCCCGGUCUCCAAAGUUCCGGAUGCACCGCUUACUGGCAAUCGAGCACCACCCACCGCCCUCUGGAAAUUGGAUUUUGUUAUCUGGUCCAUGGUCUGGAAUACCUUUCUCCAGGCCGUCCUCUCUGGAUUCAUGUGGGGUUUGAAUCGAUAUGACCGACCGUCCUGGAGUACUGGUCUUUUCGUCGCCCUUGCCUGUAUAGUAGCAGCAUGUGGUGGAAUCAUGAGCUUCAUCGAAGGAAAGCAUGUCAAAGCUAUCGAAGGUGUGCCGGUUUCUGAGGCUGACCGAGAGCGGCUGAGACGUGACAGAGAGAUGGGGAUCACUCACUAUAACAACAUCAAGGCUGAGAAGCCGAAAGAGAAGAAGGGGAAAGGAGAAACAGGUGGACUCUUCAAGAGAAAGCAAAAGGACCCUAAAGUCGCUCAGGUGGACAGCUCGAUAGGUGAGGGAUCUUCACAGACUGCCAAGUAGUGAGAUGGCUUUUGGGCUUUUGUAUGAGAGACGUCUUCUGUAUAAUUUGGCUUUGGUCACUGUUUCUGUUCAAAAGUAUAUAUGAAGGAAUGGCGUGACAUGAAUUUGCCUCUGGCAAUAACAAUAUCAUUGUUUUAAUCAUUUGGAUAGAACCUCU